GGAGGGUACCUUGGAGGCCUUCAGGUGGACAUUCGCGCGGCCCAUCAGGUGUUUUGUGCUAUCACCAUAUCCCUCGACCUCACCCCUCAGCCUUCAGACCCAAUCUCACACUUCGACAUUUCCUCUGGAACGACAAGCGGAAAACACCACGAGGCCGGCAUCAGCACGAAGUAUUACUCAUAAUGCAUUACUUAGGAGCCGGCAAUUUCCCCCGAAAUGACGUCUGAGCACACUUCACAGCCGCCACCAUCCACGCUGCCCUCGUUGGAACGAGUGGAUAUAAGACGAGAACAUAAGUUUGGUUGCCAAUGCGACAUAUGGUACUACCAUACUUCUGGAUGUUAUUCUAACACACGAGGUGUAACUCUGAAAGAGUUACGGCCAUCAGCGCAACGAGCUUGUGGCAACUGUGAAGCUCUUUGGGAAAUCACAACGUCCAUCAUACCUUUUGGUAAGCUGGAUCAAUAUCAUUUAUAUCAUAUCUUUACACAGGGGUUCGGGCUCCCGAGCAGGAGCCGGCUCCUGUUGUCGGGUCAGUCGGACGCGCAUUGGGAGCUCUUCCAAUUACCAGAAACGGUCCCUUGGUCAGCCAUAUUGCCUGCGAACCUCGUGCCUGGGAACACUGCAUCAGCAUUGUCUCUUAACGCCGCCCUUGGCUGGUUAGGCGAAUGCGAUGCGAACCACGAAAGGUGUAAUUUAGCCUCCAAGGGCAGACUCUUCAUGCCUCCUCGAAUCAUCGAUGUGGCCUGUUUUGACUCAGAGCGCUCCGUCCGGGUCGUAGAGACCACCCCAAGUGUUGCAGGCAAAUAUCUGUGUCUGAGUCAUUGCUGGGGCACCGUGAGCAAACCACUGCAAACCACCUCAUCUAACAUCGAGGAGAUGAAACGUGGCAUAUCACUGUCUAGCCUCCCGCGGACUUUCCGAGACGCGGUGGACUUUGUUCGACGUUUGAACUUCAAAUAUCUCUGGAUUGAUUCUCUCUGCAUAAUACAAGACGACGAGAAAGACUGGCUUCGGCACGUUAAAUUAAUGGCUCAGAUCUAUCAACAUUCGUACCUCACGUUAGCCGCCACGGGGUCAAGUGAUAGCACUGGUGGCUGCUACAGUUCUACCAAUGCAUACAUGGCCAAGGUGGUCACUGCCAACUUUCAAGAAGACCGAGUCUCUUCGAUCAACUACCGGAGAGCGCUUCCUCAUUGGUGGAAUCCAUCGGAGGAUAACAACAAAGACUUCUUACGCGCGUUUGACGAUGAGCUUCCGCUCCUGAAUCGAGCCUGGUGCUUCCAGGAACGGAUGUUAUCGCCCAGAGUACUUCACUUUGGCCCUGCGGAGCUCCUAUGGGAAUGCAUGCAAACGUACAGCUGUGAGUGCACGAGGGGAAUCCGAGUGUACGAAGGCCACAACAAACGGAAGCAUAUCGAAAGCCUGGAGAAAGCUUCAGAAGAGGAGUUGUCAACUCGCUGGCGGGAGAUAGUAUCAGAAUACUCUCAGCUAGACAUCACAUAUCCCUCGGAUCGCCUGCCGGCCUUGCUAGGAGUUGCAACACAGAUGCUGGCGCUGUCACCAUCUCGGAUCAUAUGUGGCUCCUGGGAAAGCUCUUUAUUGCAUGACCUGCUAUGGCAGGCUUCUCGACAAAGCCGUGCACCAAAGUGCCGGCCUUCUGGUUUGGUAUAUCCAACAUGGUCCUGGCUGUCCAGCUUGGAAAAAGUGCACUAUCCCUUCGACCCAACGGCGGAGAUUGAGCUGCGCGCGAGAAUCGAGAAAGUCGAGCCUAAAAGGGGAGAGGAUGAGAAGGACGGGGUCGUCUUCUGGGCAUCUCUCGCCAUAUCGGCGCCGGUGAUCUCUGUGACUUUGAGCAUUAAGGAAACGGAAUUUUGGGAACCCUGGACCCCAUGCGCAAUUCAUCGCAUCGGCCAACCUCCAUGGUCGUACGUACUCGAAAUUGAGCCGGACUACAAUUACGACUCCGAAGGACCCGGCCAUCUACAGCAUGGAACCGCCCUGUGCUGCGUGCACAUAGCAACAGAAUCCGCGCCCAUGAUCGGCGACCUGUGGGAGAUAGGGCUGGUACUGAUAUGCCGUGAUGAGGAAAAGGGUGUAUACGAAAGGGUUGGGUUGGUGAGGAAUCGUCUGGGUGAAUUUUUGGCGGCAUUAAAAGCUAGUGGAGAGUGGAAAACGAUUACGCUGGUUUAGCAGAAGAUACACCGCAGCAAGUUGUACCUAAGGAGACCUUUCCUUGCGCAGAUUCAAUGUCCCUCUCCAUGCUCAAAUCUGGCGUGCACAGGGCCAAACAGCG
Molecule: messenger RNA, 2296 nt
Organism: Trematosphaeria pertusa
Lineage: Eukaryota; Fungi; Ascomycota; Dothideomycetes; Pleosporales; Trematosphaeriaceae
Product: HET-domain-containing protein
Exons: 4
Coding region: 217-2193 (658 amino acids)
Source: RefSeq, a predicted model, not a curated record